AGCUUUGAACGUUGCGGAAUCGGCUCGUGAGAGAACGACGAACGACGAACGACGAGGAAACGAACGGGUGAAUGCAAUUCGACUGACUGACUGAUCGACAUGAACGAGGCCUGAAGUGUCUCGACCAGCAGCGGCACGGGACUCUCGGUGUGACCAGCUGUCGGUGGUGUCUGAAGGGCCGACGAGCAGGAUGGCGGGCGGGGCAUUGGCAGCUGCUCCCUCUGCUCUCUUCUCCUGGUCCCAGUGCAUGUCUCGGAGGACUACCGCCGGCAGCCGAAGUGGUCGAGAGCAUGCGUAUUUCGGAAAUAGUAGAAAAACCUCAGGACACGAGAUACGUGCUCUUUUUUGGGGACGGGAAAGAAAGAAGGAACUCCAACCCUUUCAGCGCGACUUGAGUUUGUCAGCAGAGGAGGCAACUACUGCAAACGUUGAGGUCUCUCGUGGAGCGACACAGGAUGAAUCAAAUGCUGCUGAUCUAUCAACUAUAACAGUCUCUGUCAUUUCAUCAAUCUCUCGGGUUUCGGCUGAGGAAUGGGACUCUUGUGCCACUGAUGCAUCUGGAGUUGAAGCCAUCAACCCAUUUGUUUUACACGACUUUCUUCUCAGCCUUGAGGAGAGCAAGAGUGCCUCACAGGAAGAAGGAUGGCUCGCACAACACCUCGUAGCACGAGAUGGUGUUGGAAAUGUGCUAGGAGUCGUUCCUCUUUACCUGAAAAGUCACUCCUACGGUGAAUAUGUUUUUGAUCACGCUUGGGCUAACGCAUACUUCCGCUACGGUGGAAACUACUACCCGAAGCUGCAGUCUUGUGUCCCCUUUACUCCUGCCACAGGACCUCGCAUACUUGUGCGAGCAGGGCCUUUUAGGGAGCAGGUCUUUGAUGGUCUUGCCAAGGCUAUGCAACAACUCACACAUCAAAUGAAAGCGUCGUCCAUUAAUGUUACUUUCCCAAGAGAGAAUGAAUGGGAGAGGAUGGGCAAGCUAGGUUAUCUCCAGCGGAUUGGAAUGCAAUACCACUGGGAAAAUCGCAAUUACAAAAGUUUUGAUGAUUUUUUGAUGGAUUUGAAGCAAGGCAAGAGAAAAAAUAUACGACAAGAACGAAAGAAGAUACAAGUUCAAAACUUGAAGAUGAAAAGGUUACGGGGUGAUGAUAUCAAGCCAUAUCAUUGGGAUGCCUUCUACGACUUUUAUCGCAACACUACCGAUAACAAGUGGGGGCAGGCUUACCUUUCUCGGGAGUUUUUCCAUAUGAUGGGAUCACGGAUGGGGGACAAAGUUCUUCUAGUUGUGGCUGAAGAUGGAGGAGAGCUUGUUGGAGGUGCAUUGAACCUGAUUGGCGGUGACACACUAUAUGGGCGUAACUGGGGCUGUGCUCCUCGAGUGUAUUAUCCAAGUCUUCAUUUUGAGGCUUGCUAUUAUCAGGCCAUUGAAGCGGCCAUCGAGUGGGGCCUGAAGAGAGUGGAGGCAGGAGCACAAGGCGAACAUAAAAUCCAGCGAGGUUACAUCCCCAAAGCAACAUACAGCUGCCAUUACAUAGCUGAUCCCGACUUUCGACGAGCAAUAGAAAGCUUCCUCAACCAAGAAACUCUUCAAAUGAGACUCGCUCUGGAGCUGCUUGAAGAAACUAGUCCUUUCAAGGAAGGAAUUCUUGGAACUUCUGAUGGUUAGCCUUUUACGUGCGAAUUUCGCUACCUCUUGUAAAUAUCAGUUGCCUUCUGUCGAUGUUUCAUCUGUAAAUUGUGAAUCCAAGGUAUUCGAUCUAAACAGUACUUUCUUAAUUGGAAAAUUAUCAAAAGUUCGUAGAAUCUUUCUGAUGUCAAAUCACUUUCGAGUCCUUGAAAUUGGGAAAAGUCUGUGUCAGCUGGAGUAUUCCUCAAUAAUUGUCAAGUUCAGACUCAGAUUUGUUCUUCCGAGCAUAUGGUUCUAGAACGUCUUGUCCUUUGUAUAAAGCAGGAUGUGAUGAAUACGACAGAGCGGAUCAAGAGAGCUAUAGUUGUUGUCUUGAUGUUCUGACACGGAGUGGAGU
Marchantia polymorpha subsp. ruderalis is the source of this 2024-nucleotide messenger RNA. NCBI's taxonomy places the organism in Eukaryota, Viridiplantae, Streptophyta, Marchantiopsida, Marchantiales, Marchantiaceae. The record is from the annotation of a GenBank genome assembly.